UUUUAAAGUGCUAGAAAGAGCCUAUUUUCCCUCGAAAAAGUACCAAAAGCGAGAAAGAGAGGGAGAUAGAGAGAAAACGUUCAAGAAAAUCCGAAGAUCAUAUACACACUAGAUAGAAAAAACAUGGCCUUCUGGUCUGCUGAGAAUGCCACCAAAGCCUACCUCAAAACCUUCAAUAUGAGCCAAAAAGCCAACGAGCCAAACGUAGUAGAGUUCAUAUCAGCACUAGCAGCCGGCAGCAAUGCACAGCUAAUGGUUGUGGCCUGCUCAGGCGCCACCGACUCCACCACGCUAGCACUCGUCGCCGCGGCCCACCAAAGCGGUGGCCGGGUUGUCUGCAUCCUCCGUGGGGAUGAAGAACUACAACUUUCUGAAAACUUUCUAGGCCCAAAUGUUUGUCACAUAGAGUUUGUCAUCGGAGAAGCUCAGAGCCUGCUUCAGAACCACUAUAGGGAAGCAGAUUUCGUGGUGAUUGAUUGUAACCUAGAAAACCAUGAGGGGAUUCUUGGAGCUGUGGAAAUGGGUAAGAAGAAUAGCAAAGGUCCUGUUGUCGUUGUGGGGUAUAAUGCUUUUAGAAGAAGGCCAUGGAGGUCAAUGGGAUAUUCCAAGACACAGUUGCUGCCAAUUGGAGAUGGAUUGCUUGUGACUAGAAUUAAUGCUAAUAAGAAAAAUAACAGUCAUAAUGAUGGGAAUAAUGAUAAUCGUUGUGGGCUUGGUAAAAGGAGUACUCAUUGGGUUGUGAAAGUUGAUAAGUGCACUGGUGAAGAACAUGUUUUCAGGGUUAGAUCUCCACAUGGAAAAGGAAUUGAAGCUUAAUUAGAUUGAUUAUUAUAUAUAUAUAUAUAUAUAUAUUAAUUUCUGAUGAUCCUAUUUAUAUAGUAGAAAAAAUGUAAUAUUAGUUAGGGUACUGCUAGUUAUGAUUGAAAUAUAUAGAGAAUGGAAAUCUCAAAUAUCAAUUGUAUAUACCAAGUAAUAUAUGUGCAAUA
Ziziphus jujuba (common jujube) is the source of this 986-nucleotide messenger RNA. RefSeq lists its product as uncharacterized. NCBI's taxonomy places the organism in Eukaryota, Viridiplantae, Streptophyta, Magnoliopsida, Rosales, Rhamnaceae. Bases 124 to 816 code for a protein of 230 amino acids. The transcript has 2 exons. The record is from RefSeq and is a predicted model, not a curated record.